Molecule: messenger RNA, 5806 nt
Organism: Equus quagga
Lineage: Eukaryota; Metazoa; Chordata; Mammalia; Perissodactyla; Equidae
Gene: ANKRD34B
Product: ankyrin repeat domain 34B
Exons: 5
Coding region: 502-2046 (514 amino acids)
Molecular function (GO): protein binding
Source: RefSeq, a predicted model, not a curated record
GCCCCGCGGUCUCUCCGGCGGCAGGGGCGGCGCAGGGCGGCACCUCCGGGUCUGCGCCUCGAGCCGCCGGGCGCCGCGGAGGAGCAAGCCCAGCCCGGAGGGCGCCGGGCCGCCGGCGCGGGGGGUCCCUGCAGAGCCGGGAGCACCUCGGGCUCGCUCCCUCCUACUCAGGAGAAGCUGAGGAAACGAGCUCGGCUCCCGGCUCCCGGAGCCAGCGGCGACUGUGGAGACGCGGCCAGAAUCCUCAACUGCUUGGAAAUCCAUCACCUUGGUUCCCUGAGACUUGGAGUAGGAACUGACAGCUGGCUGACAGAAAACUCAUCCAGGGAGAGAAGAGACAUAAGCGGAGGAUGAAAUUGUGAAUAACAUCUUCAGCAUCUCACGAGAGCCCUUGUCAGAUGCUUUGCAUUCAGAAUAGACCUCUGAGUUGGGACCCAAGCCGUCAACAAUCCUAAAUUCCCAGGUUCCUGAGUUGCAGGUAUUGAUUGCUGAUUUUUGAAGAUGGAUGAAGGUGUAGAAUUGUCAAGUGAUGGAAAUUCCCUGAUCAAAGCCGUGCAUCAGAGCCGGCUUCGCCUCACAAGACUCUUGCUGGAAGGCGGCGCCUACAUCAACGAGAGCAAUGACCGCGGGGAAACACCCCUAAUGAUCGCUUGUAAGACCAAACACGUUGAUCCCCAGGGUGUCAGUAAAGCCAAAAUGGUUAAAUACCUGUUAGAAAACAAUGCUGAUCCGAACAUACAGGACAAGUCUGGGAAAACUGCUCUGAUGCACGCUUGCUUAGAAAAAGCCGGUCCUGAAGUUGUGUCUCUGCUCGUGAAGAGUGGGGCUGACCUCAGCUUGCAAGACCAUUCUAGUUCCUCGGCCCUCGUUUAUGCUAUAAAUUCAGAAGAUAGAGAGACCCUGAAAGUUCUGCUUAGUGCUUGCAGGGCAAAAGGGAAAGAGGUCAUUAUCAUAACAACAGCAAAAUCGCCUUCUGGCAGGCACACGACCAGACAGUACUUAAACAUGCCUCCUGCGGAUACAGACAGGAGUCCUGCACCAGCCACCUGCGCCACUCCUUCAGAAAAAGACAUCAAAACUGCCUCGUCGCCACUUUCACCUUCUCCUGAAACUGAAACGACACUUUUUGGCUUUAAAGACCUGGAGCCCUCAGGAAGCAGUGAUGAUGCACUGGACCCAGGCUCCCCUGUGAGGAAGCCUGCCAUGGCUCCUAAUGGGCCCAAGCUACCCCAGGCUCCACCCUGGAUCAAGAGUCCCCCCUCAUUACUGCACCAGCACAGAGUGGCCUCUUUGCAAGAGGAACUCCAGGAUAUCACUCCAGAGGAAGAAUUAUCCUACAAAACCAAUGGGCUGGCACUUUCCAAGCGAUUCAUCACUAGGCACGAAAGCAUUGAUAUAAAAGACACUGCACAUUUGCUAAGAGCCUUUGAUCGGGCCAGCUCAAGGAAGAUGUCACAUGAUGAGAUAAAUUACCAAUCCCUUUUUUCAGAAGGAAAUCAGCAAUGCAUUGAAAUCCCUGUUGACCAGGACCCAGACUCUAACCAGACAAUAUUUGCUUCCACCCUAAGAAGUAUAGUUCAUAAAAGAAACUCAGGGGCAAAUCACUACAGCUCUGAUUCCCAGCUCUCCUCUGGCCUAACCCCUGCAACCUUAGAAGACGGCAAAGCAUUUACAGGAAAGAAAAAGAUCCUCUCCCCAUCUUCUUCCUUGUUGUCAGGGUCCAAGGAAUUGUUGGAGAAUAUUCCCCCCGGUCCCCUGAGCAGGAGAAAUCACGCAAUUUUAGAAAGGCGUGGUUCUGGAGCUUUCCCUUUAGAUCACAGCAUUCCCGGAACCAGACCAGGAUUUCUGCCCCCCUUAAAUGUGAAUCCGCACCCUCCCGUCUCGGAUAUCAACGUCAGCAACAAGAUUUCCAGCCUUCUUUCUUGUGGCCAAAAAGUGCUUAUGCCAACAGUUCCUAUUUUCCCUAAAGAAUUCAAAAGUAAAAAAAUGUUGUUAAGGAGACAGUCAUUGCAAACAGAACAAAUUAAGCAAUUAGUAAACUUUUAAGAGCUGGCUAGAAGACACAUUUUGUUAAAUGUCUACAUCAGAAAUAGAGAACUAGAGAAGAAAUCUCAAAUGUUCAUUCUUUGAAGUCUUGUAAUCAGUUAGUCUGUAAUGGUUGGGGGGGAUCAAAAUGUACUGUGUAUCAUAGUAAGUACUGUGAACACCCAAAUAACAUAUAGUUUCUGCUGAGGAAAUUCUCUCAAACAAAAUUAAAGCUAUUUUUCUCAAAACCUCCAAUAUUGAACAACCUUCAUGUGGUCAAAGUUUUUAACGUAAACAAAAAUCAGCAAAGAAAGAGAUAACUUAAAAAAAAAUUUCAGAUUUGCCAAAUAUUUUAUUAGGAAACGUUGCAUUCAAGUCAAUAAGUUUUUUUAAAUAUUUCAAUAAAUAAGAUUCUAAUUUUCCAUGAUGUGAAAACCAUAAAAGAAAAUAUUGACAGCUAUAAAAUGUUCUAUGAUCAAUAAGCCUAAGCUACAAAGAAACAAUGAACUAAUUCUUAAACAAUGUUGACUGCAGGUAGGUAAAAAUGUAGUUAAAAUUUUAAAAGGUCAACCACUAUUAUAGACUGAGCGGCUCAUGCUCGUGUUGUCGGCUUCGUCAAUGUCACAUGGUGGCUCAGUUUCACAAGCUCGUGCUAGUCUAGGCCAAGUGUUUGUGUGCUAUCUUUUGCUUUAUUUUGUUUUUCAGACAAACUUUGCCAUAAUGUUAUCUUAGGGAAUUCUUACUUCUCCAUAUCUUUUAAUUCCUGGUAUUAUUUUUUGAAGCCUAUCCAUAGGUUCCCAAUAACGAGAUAAUAUCAAAGUGAAAAAGCAAUCCUCUUUACUUAUAUCAAAUUAUUCUUGUCUUUCUAAGAACAACUUAAAAAAAGAGCUUGGGAUUUAUCACAAGUAUAACCUAAAUACUUGCUUUGUUUUAAAAGAGGAAAAAUUGAUUGUUAGAUUAUCUUAGGUUAGCUAAAAUUAAGAAAGCCAGUAGAAGCUUAAAUAGAAAAUGUACUAAAUAUUUGAUCAAUAUUAAACAGUAUCUUUUUAUUUCUGAUAUAUUGUUAUUAGACAUUUAAAUAAUAAGGAUAUGUAAGGAUAAUUUCCUUAGUGUGACAUUCCAAUCAUCUAGUAUAUUAGGACCUGUGAAUAACUUCUAACAAAAUAAAUGAAUACCAUGCUACUGUCAUAAAAUAUUAUAAAAUGACUAAAUUAUCUAUAUGAUUUCAAAAUGUCAUGUUUAUAUAAAGAGUCCUCAUUUCAAUCUAGCAGCCUUACAACAAAGAAUAGAUCAAACUAUACAAAACCUGAGUGUGUGAAUUUGAUGAUCGUCAUAUACAGCUUGAUUUCUUUGCCUUCGUCAGUGGAGGCGCUCCGAACAGUUGGCAUGAUGCUUUUCCUGGCAAUUGGAUAUGAGCAAGUUGUGAUGUACAUAGUAAAUUAUUUAAUUUCUUGUGGCUUUUGUUUGAAAAAUAAUUGGAGGUUCUCCAUUUAAUGUUUUGAAGAAUAUCAAUAUUAAUUAUAUUAGAAAUAUUUUUUGAUUCAGAAUUUAGAAUUGUACAUAAUGUUUAUAGGUAGCUAAACCCUCUUUUGAAAGUUUUAAUAUUGAGAAAAGUUCUUGGCUUUAAAAGCUGUAAGGAUAGAGUUUGGAAGACUAUGUAAAUAGAUUAGUUCCUAAAAUGGUAUCAAUAAAGAUUUAAAAUGUCAUUUUGAUUAUGACUGAUUUCUAUUUAUCUCAAAUACUAAUGGUAAAUAUUUCAACAUAAUCUCAAGAGAAAUUGUGCCCCAUAUGUUUACUUUGAGUAAAUAGAAAACAAAGAAAGAAUAACUUUUGUUGCUAUUCUCAUCCCAACAUGAAAACAAAAUUUACUAGGAUUAAAACUUUCUUGGCCAUAUUUGGAAGAAUUUUUAGCCUUCUAGCAAUCCUAAGUACAAUUUAGGAGCUGAGAUUGUCUGAGCCUGAUUGUAAAGCCAUCCUAUGGGAUUUUCACUCCAUUAAGUGGAAUAUGUCACUGGGAUCCCAAUGGUAAGUCACAGAUAUUUGCAUCAGGAAUUGGAUGUGUGUUUGUGUGUGUGUGUGUGUGUAGUGUAUUUAGACUUUAACAUAACAUAAACGUAUGAAAGGUAUGAUGACACUUCAUUCAUUAGUUUGAGAGGUGCCAUUUUUAGUUACUCCUGGCUGGCAUUUCCACAAUACAGCCGAUACUAUUUCAUGGCAAGGGUAAUUUUGUGGAGGACACAGCAACCACAGUUACUGAGACAAGUGUCACCAGUGCCCAGCCAAGCAGCGCCCAGGGAAGGUGGUAACACCUGCCCGGCAUGUUCUUUGGUGGAGGCGCACCCAUCAGGCGUCCAGUACCUGAACCUUUUAAAAACUCAAAUGAUAAAACUAACUACUCUUAUUCUGAUUAAAUACUCACCAUGUAGCCUUCUAAUAAUUUGACUCCCAUAUAGCUUACUUAAAGGAAAGAACAAACUUGUCAGGGUGAGGGGAAUUGUAUUAAUCCUGUUUUUUAUUUAUUGUAUUUUGCUGAUGCUUUGGUGUAUUGGGGUCUUGCUGACACCGGAGGGACUGCCCCUCCCAGGUUAGCUAAUUCCCAGAGAUAGAAAAUAGCUUGCCUGGGAAUACAUCUUUCAUAGGCAGACCAACCAAUCCAGAACCCAAACUCCAACCACCUCCUCUAUGGGGCUCUCACAUUUAGGGCCACUACCUGCCUGCUCUCAUCACCCCAGGGGAGGUACCAGACAACUAGAGACAGCCUCUACACCUAGACCCACUGAAAUUGUUCAAACCAGCCAAUCCUAAGCCUGCUUACCCUGCCUUGCUCGUGCAUUUCCAUAGAAGCUAUAAUAUAGGCUCCUGCCCCUGUUUUUCCCUCACUCCCUCUGCCUCCAGACUGAUGCUGGUGCUUCCCUGAGUGGCCCUGUGUGGUGUGACAGGUCCUCUUCCUCUUGGGAACUGUGAGUAACACACUAUAUUCUCAAUGGCAGUUGUCUCCUGAUCUGUUGGCUUCACCACACCUGAAUAAUGAUAAAGCCUACAUUUUAAAACAAGAAGGCAAAGUCCAAUUGGAAGUCAUAAUUCUUAAUAAGUCAAUAGUUGAGUUUCUGGAGCCUUGUUUAAUGCCAGUAUUCCUUAGAUCCCAUUUCCAAGUCUCCACGAGAAGAGGGCCAAAUCAUGGACCGUGGUAAAUUCACGAGAUUUCCUGGAGCUGCCCACUGGCCUUUUCAAGGUGACAUCCUGUCUCUUCGUGCACGUUUGUUGAACGUCUACAAUUCUUAAAGAGAAGGCCAGGAAAGGAAAAACUGGGGAGAAUAACUAAUACAACGAUAACUACAAAAACAAUUUAAAAGAAUCUGAAUUAGCUGGAACAUUGUCUCAAAACCAAUAACUUGAGGCUUAGCAAGUAGCUUGCAGGUUGGUUUUGAAAACCAAUUGCAUAAGAUUAGAAUGAUCAAUAAUUUAUGUGGAAAAACAUCUGACAGUUUUAGUUAAAUACUAGCCUGAUACAAUCCAAGCUUGUCAGGACUGCUAACAGGGCUAAGACUGAUUUAUUAAAAGAUUAAUGAGUUUCUACUACUGAAUCUUAGCACUGGUGGGUCAAAUCUGAAAUAGUGUUUUUAAUUCGAGAUACCACAUCUUAAAGUAUACACAUAAGAAAAUGAAAAAGAUGACAAAGAGUCUGGGAAAAAAUUUUAAAAUAGAAAGGAUUGGUGGUGUUUAGCAUGGAGAUAAAAAGACAAUUGAGAUUAGACGGCUGACCUUGAAUAUAAAAGGACUG